CCUCUCAAACAUGGCAGCUAGACAUUGCUUUGCAAACGAAGCGGAUUUGAGGCGUGAGGUUUGUUCCCUGAUCGCCCAAAAGUCAUCAGAAGCUAUCAAAGAUCAUGGAUUUUUUACGGUCGGUUUUUCAGGUGGAAGUCUACCGAAGAUCGUUUCCCCCGGUCUGUUAUCGCAAAAGAUCGACUUCUCGAAGUGGCGAGUGUUCUUUUGCGACGAGCGGUACGUGCCAAUAUCAGACCCUGACAGCAAUUAUCAAGCAGUAAAGCAACACUUUUUAGAUAAAGCUUCUGUAGGAGAGGUGUUAAUCAUCAAUCCUGAUAUUGCAUUGGAUGAGGCCGCGAAAGACUAUGAAUCUCGUCUGAAGAGCUGGUACUCUGGCAAUGACCUCCCGUCCCUCGACAUGCUGCUGUUGGGAAUGGGGCCAGAUGGGCACACCUGUUCUCUCUUCCCUGCCCAUGCUUUGCUUGAAGAAACAUCUCGCCUUGUAGCACCGAUUUCUGAUUCACCUAAGCCGCCUCCCUGUCGGAUCACGCUUACGUAUCCAAUCAUAAAUGCGACCAAGUGUGCAGUGUUUGUGAGUACAGGAGCUAGCAAGGCCAGUGUUCUUCAGCAAGUGUUGGAGGGCGACACCGCAGAGCUGCUUCCAGCUGCAAGGGUGAAGCCAGCUUGUGGUGAACUGCACUGGUUUGUUGAUGAUGCUGCAGCUAGUCUUUUGAAAAAGACCUGAACAAUGAUCGGUUCUUUAAUUUUUUCUAAUGUUUCUAGUGUUAAUUUAGGUAAUAAAAUAAUUCUUAUCUAUGUAACGUAGUUAGCUGAUAGCCUAUCUGUGGGUACGUUCUUGCGCCAACUGAACCGGGUGGGUGGGGUCUGAGAGGGUUAGUUAGAGGGAACGUGACAGGGAGGCCAAACUGUUCUGCUCAAAAAUUUCUCCUAGGCUAAAUUGAGACACAAAAGCUUGUUGUUGAGAACACUUUAUGAAAAACAUUUAGCUCUCUUCAUCCUUAGCUCAAGGAUUUGAGAUAUCUGAUAUGCAGACACUUUACCAAUCCUAAGGACAAUCUCUUAAAUAUAGUUAGAUAAAACUGAUGGUAGUUUCCAACUCUUAAUUUCAGUGUCAAAAUGGUCUUUUCCCUCACACUGUAGUUGCUCGAGUUCCAUCUUUGAGUCAUCAUAUCCCAAAUGUGUCCUGUUCCACCUCUAUUGCUCACCCAUCCUCUCACUUUGGUAGAUCAAUUUUUUUCAGUACAAUCAAAUUGUGUUUGUAGAAAGACAAGGAUACAGAGUUAUAGCCAACUGAGUAGCAAGGUUUGAUACUGGAAGUCUUUAGGAGUUCAGUGAUUAACUCUUAGGAUAAAGACAUUCUGAUUCAUCAUGUAAGGUCCUAUGCAUCUGUAUUAUGCUGUAAAAUUGCACAUGUGGAUCAUUGCAUAAAAUAAAUGAUUAAUUAUUAACCAUCGAUAUGUAAAUUCUUAAGAAUAUAUUCUAAAGAUAUUCAUUAGCUGGCAUAUGACAAUGACCUUAAAAUUUAAAUCAGGGGUGAUAAUGAUGGGAAAAUUAAAUGUCAGUCACUCAUACAAGUUUAAGGGGUAAGGCAAUCAGACUUUGCUUUAUGUGCCUAACAUCUUUUUUUAGCAUUUUGGUAUUUGAUAGAAUGAUGGUACACACUUUAGGCCUAGGAAUUAAUUACUGCCUACUUGAUAAAUUAAGUAAUGUUUGUUAUUUAAGUCUCAGAGCUUGUUGAAUAAAAUGUUAUUUAUUUUCAGUAAA
Molecule: messenger RNA, 1767 nt
Organism: Pocillopora verrucosa
Lineage: Eukaryota; Metazoa; Cnidaria; Anthozoa; Scleractinia; Pocilloporidae
Product: 6-phosphogluconolactonase-like
Biological process (GO): pentose-phosphate shunt; carbohydrate metabolic process
Molecular function (GO): 6-phosphogluconolactonase activity
Source: RefSeq, a predicted model, not a curated record